Selaginella moellendorffii is the source of this 1775-nucleotide messenger RNA. Its product is annotated as 3-oxoacyl-[acyl-carrier-protein] synthase II, chloroplastic. Bases 11 to 1708 code for a protein of 565 amino acids. NCBI's taxonomy places the organism in Eukaryota, Viridiplantae, Streptophyta, Lycopodiopsida, Selaginellales, Selaginellaceae. Gene Ontology annotation, biological process: fatty acid biosynthetic process. Gene Ontology annotation, molecular function: 3-oxoacyl-[acyl-carrier-protein] synthase activity. The transcript is spliced from 13 exons. The record is from RefSeq and is a predicted model, not a curated record.
AGGGGGCGCGAUGAGCACUCCUCUCACCGUCUCCGCGCCGCUGUGUAGCUGGCUGCUCGCGGCAUGCUACACAAGAACAAUGGCGGGGAUCUCUGGAAUGGAGCAGCAGCCGGGCGCCAAUGCAGGCUUGACAGGCAGGGUGAGCAGCAGCAGGAGAUCCGGGAGGCGGAGCGCCAGAUCUCGCAGCGCCGCCAUGCUGCACCAGCGGAUUGUGGCAGCGGCGGGGACCAUGGGGAGCAGCAUGGUCGCGUGCCUCUCUUUCGAGGCUUGCCCUCACUAUCGCAAUGCCAAGUGGUCAUCGUUCUUGUGGGAGGAAGAAGCGCGGAUUCUUGGCUCCCCUCAGCGAAAGAGGGCAAGCAAGACGAGAUGCGCCGCUGCGAUCACAGAUCGACUCGUGGCUCCCGAAAAGGAUGCGGGCGAGGAGAGUAGGAGCAGCACCUCCGUUCGAGACAGAAGGGUUGUGAUCACAGGAAUGGGUCUUGUUUCCUCUCUUGGUAAUGAUCCAGAUACCUUCUACGACAACCUGCUUGAAGGAAACAGCGGGAUCUCGGAGAUCCAAAACUUCGACUGCCAGGAGUUUCCCACGCGGAUUGCUGGAGAGAUCAAGGACUUCUCUGCUGAUGGCUGGGUUGCUCCAAAGUUUUCGAGACGCAUGGACAAGUUCAUGCUUUACCUCCUUACCGCUGGCAAAAAAGCGGUGGCCAAUGCUGGAAUCGCUGGCGAUGGCUCAGUGGAGCUUGACAAGAGCAAGUGUGGAGUUCUCAUGGGGUCCGCCAUGGGCGGCAUGCAGGUCUUUAACGAUGCCAUCGAAGCUUUGAGGGUCUCGUACCGCAAGAUGAACCCGUUCUGUGUCCCAUUUGCUACGACUAACAUGGGUUCAGCAAUGCUGGCCAUGGAUCUGGGAUGGAUGGGUCCAAACUAUGCAAUCUCGACGGCGUGUGCUACCAGCAAUUCGUGUAUAUUAAGUGCUGCAAACCACAUCAUUCGAGGGGAAGCGGACGUCAUGGUCUCCGGCGGGUCGGAUGCGGCGAUCAUUCCAAUUGGUCUUGGAGGAUUUGUCGCUUGCAGAGCACUGUCACAGCGAAAUGACGAUCCCAGUAAAGCGUCACGUCCCUGGGAUCGGGAUCGGGAUGGCUUUGUUCUUGGAGAAGGUGCAGGCGCCCUUGUUCUGGAGGAACUGGAGCAUGCAAAGAGACGAGGAGCAGAAAUCUAUGCUGAAUUUCUCGGCGGAAGCCUUACAUGUGAUGCGUAUCAUGUGACUGCAGCUCAUCCGGAAGGCACUGGAAUGCUUCUUUGCAUUGAAAAGGCGCUGGACCAAUCCGGCGUGAGACGGGACGAUGUCAACUAUGUUAAUGCUCAUGCCGCGUCGACAAGGUCUGGAGAUGUUCAAGAGUACAAAGCCAUAAUGCAGUCCCUUGGCGACAACACUGAGUUGAGAGUCAAUUCAACGAAAUCGAUGAUGGGUCACCUUUUAGGAGCUGCAGGAGCGGUAGAUGCCAUAGCCACUAUCCAGGCUAUCAAAACAGGUUGGCUGCAUCCCACCAUAAACAUCGAGAAUCCGGAGAAAGAUGUGAAUAUGGACUACAUUGUGGGAAGCCAAAAGCAACGAUUUGAUGUGAAAGUUGCGCUCUCGAACUCUUUUGGAUUUGGGGGACACAACUCGUCAAUUUUGUUUGCCCCGUAUCAGGAUGAAAGGUCUGAUAACUAGGUAGAACGUGAGCUGUACCUUCUUUUCCUGCUUAAAACUUGUUGCUACCCCCUCGGCCAUCCUUUUC